UUAUUUUUUUGCGCCUGCGCACUUGAUGGUCUACGCGACAUACAUAAAAUCAUUUUGUGGAAAAAUUUGAAGUUUGUUGUUAUUAGUGACAACCUAUAAUUUAUAAUUAUUUAUGAAAGCUCCUUGCUAAUUACCAUUCCAGGCGUGAGGCUGGAUAAUUCUGUGUGAUUCGCCCUGGAUGCGUUCAGUCACAAUUAUUCAGUACGAACGAGCGGUGUACGGUAGCCAUGGUAGCCAUCUUGGAAUCGAACAAAGCUUCAGAUGUGUAGUUUGUCUGUUUAUCAAUAAUUUUUGUGCAUUUUAUUGUAAAUAGUUUGUAUGUUUAGGAUAUGUACGGAACGUUCGUCCAUAUGUGUAAAUAGCUAUGGCAGCGACAAGGAAAUUACAAGGUGAAAUAGACAGGUGUUUAAAAAAAGUAACGGAAGGGGUAGAGACGUUUGAGGACAUCUGGCAGAAGGUUCACAAUGCUACAAAUAGUAAUCAGAAAGAGAAGUAUGAGGCGGAUCUCAAGAAAGAGAUUAAGAAGCUUCAGAGGCUACGGGAUCAGAUCAAAUCGUGGAUCGCCUCCGGGGAGAUUAAGGAUAAGAGUACACUUUUAGAAUAUAGGAAACUAAUAGAAACGCAAAUGGAGAGAUUUAAAGUAGUUGAACGAGAGACAAAAACAAAGGCAUACUCUAAAGAAGGGUUAGGGGCGGCACAAAAGCUAGACCCGGCUCAAAAAGAAAGAGAGGAAAUGUCUGCGUGGCUGGUCUCGUCUAUCGAUGCACUUAAUUUACAGGUUGAUCAAUUUGAGUCUGAAAUAGAGUCAAUGGUAGUUGGUAAGAAAAAACGACUGGAUAAGGAAAAGCAAGAUCGUAUGGAGGAGCUGAAACUCAAGCUCGAAAAGCACAGGUUUCACAUAAAGAAGCUGGAGACCUUGCUCCGAAUGCUUGACAACAUGUCUGUAGAAGUCGAACAGAUACGAAGGAUAAAAGAGGAUGUCGAAUAUUAUAUAGACUCGUCUCUAGAGCCAGGCUUCGAGGAGAAUGAGUACAUAUACGAUGAUAUUCGAGGGUUAGACGAGAUUGAACUGAGCGGCGUGGGCUUGCCUUCGUCUGCUACCACGGAUAGUAAUAAUAGUAACGAUUCUGGAGGAUCGCCCACUAGUAUGCUAUCAGGUACAACAAGUCCAAUCACGUCGCCAGCGCUAGAAGUCCACAAUCACUCAACAGACUCCAUAGACGUAGAAAAGAAAAAGAAAGAGGAAGUCAUUGCGAAACCGGUUAAGCCGAUGGCGCUUCGGGCCGCCACGGCGGUGGUCGGCAAUAGCUCGCCUAACGUUAGUUCCUUGCUCAAUAACUCCGCAGCAUCGACCAAUAGCAUAAGCAACUCGGGGCUUUCGGGCGCGUCGACGCCCAGCAAGCAGCCACCGCCCAGCCCGCCGCACGCGCCGCAUGUCCGGCAGCCUAACAACACUGAAACCUACAACCCGGUCGAGUCUACUGCGCACCUCGCCGGAAUGCGACUCUCCCUCGCACUCUCCCGCACGUCUCCCCGCGUUCGUACCAGUGUCGAUGUGACGUCACGGCCCCCAGAAGUAGUGGAGAAUGGUCCCGUGUCGAGUGCGCCUGCGCACACGCCGCACUUACCGCCGCCCGUUCAACCUGUGCCGACGUCAAAGAGUUCAGCGGUGACGUUGAUUCCCAACUCGACGCCGACCAGCGCGGCGCCCGCCCUGCCGCCCGCGCCCGCGCCCGCGCCGCCCUCGCCGGCGCCGUUAGCUCUCAAUGGACCUACGUUACACCACCACGCACUCAACAACGUCGUCGUCUCGCUAGCGCUCAACGGGCCCACACUGCACCACCAUGCGCUCAACAAGUACGUAUGGAUAUGGGACAUUUGUACUUGCAAAUACAGUCUAGUUUUGCUAGACAGCACCAUUUCAUGGGGGGUCCCACACAAGCUUUUUCUAGCGCCGCCUUCGCCGGCGCCGCUCGCGCUCACCGGACCCACGUUACACCACCAUGCGCUCAACAACGCGGCGCCCGCCCUGCCGCCCGCGCCCGCGCCCGCGCCGCCCUCGCCGGCGCCGUUAGCUCUCAAUGGACCUACGUUACACCACCACGCACUCAACAACGCCGCGCCCGCCCUGCCGCCCGCGCCCGCGCCGCCCUCGCCGGCGCGGUUAGCUCUCAAUGGACCCACGUUACACCACCACGCACUUAACAAGUACGUAUGUUACACUAGAGGCAGCCUCGAGGCUGGCAAGUGGGAACGUUGCCUCAAUCUGUGGCACGCCGCGUCCUGA
Messenger RNA from Ostrinia nubilalis (European corn borer), 2287 nucleotides. RefSeq names its product CCR4-NOT transcription complex subunit 3-like. Gene Ontology annotation, cellular component: nucleus; P-body; CCR4-NOT core complex. The transcript has 14 exons. The record is from RefSeq and is a predicted model, not a curated record. The coding region runs from base 365 to 2287 and encodes 640 amino acids. Gene Ontology annotation, biological process: regulation of DNA-templated transcription; nuclear-transcribed mRNA poly(A) tail shortening. Lineage: Eukaryota; Metazoa; Arthropoda; Insecta; Lepidoptera; Crambidae.